Molecule: messenger RNA, 357 nt
Organism: Pteropus alecto (black flying fox)
Lineage: Eukaryota; Metazoa; Chordata; Mammalia; Chiroptera; Pteropodidae
Product: pancreatic progenitor cell differentiation and proliferation factor B-like
Exons: 1
Coding region: 1-261 (86 amino acids)
Biological process (GO): multicellular organism development; cell differentiation
Source: RefSeq, a predicted model, not a curated record
AUGGCACCUAUCCCCUCCAGCGGCUCGCUCCUGGCCACCAACGACUACUACAGGUGCCACCUGGGUUCCACUUCCAGUAACAGGUCCUGUGGAAGUGCUGAGUACCCUGGGGAAGCCAUCUCCCACACCUUCGUCUACCCAAGCCGGACCCGGGUCACUGGUGGGCGAGAUUCUUUUUCAGGAAGUCCCCUCUGUCCUUCAUGGACACAGAGUUGGAGUCCCCAGAGACCUCCGAAUCUCCCCAGGCCUCCAGCGGCAUGAUCACCUGUGACCUGGCUCGGGAAGCCACAAGGAAGCAGCAUUGUGGACAGCCCAGCAAAACCAACACCGGGCCCCGGUCCUGAAUGGCUACCACCA